This is a messenger RNA of Gossypium raimondii (Peruvian cotton), 1267 nucleotides long. RefSeq lists its product as uncharacterized. The transcript has 2 exons. The coding region runs from base 81 to 971 and encodes 296 amino acids. The record is from RefSeq and is a predicted model, not a curated record. Lineage: Eukaryota; Viridiplantae; Streptophyta; Magnoliopsida; Malvales; Malvaceae.
CCAGCAUAAAUAUUCUCCAUCAAUCACUCAAAAAUUUGCACCACUAGCUCUUCCACAACAGCAUCAAACAAAUAAUUCCAAUGAUGAUGAUGAUGAGCAACAACCCAUCCUUUAAGAAAACCAAUUCAUUUCCCUUAACAACCCAACAAGCACCAAACUCCCAGGAUCAACCAACCAGCUACUGGAGAUCUCCCCAUCAUCAUCAUCAUCAUAAGAUUGAAUUCCCUACAUCCCCUGAGGUUCCCGAGCAGGGAGACCAAAUCUUCCAUGCUGCUCACCCGCAACAUCCCAUCUCCCAAACGUACCUCCCCGACCUCUUCACCUGCGCUUCCUGCAAGGAAUUCGGUUCCGGCCUCCGAUUCACCUGCACUGACUGCGACUAUCAGCUGCACGAUUUUUGCGCCUUAGCCCCUCCUGCUCUUAAGAGACACCCCAUCCACCCUCUUCACAAGCUCAUUUUCUUUCACAAACCUGGUGGAAUAUUGAAAUCGAGGUGCGAUAUCUGUGACAAGCCAACCAAAGGAAGCGUUUUCAAGUGCACUAUCUGCAGUUUCCAGAUGCACCCAUGCUGUGCAAUGUUGUCAACUGAAAUCUUCAACAUAUCACUCCAUCCACACACUCUAAGGCUCUUGUCAAUGCCUGGCCAGUCAUCGAAUGGCGACCCUGCUGGCUUGGCCUGCGGUGAGUGCAAUCGGAGGAGAUCAGGGAGAGUGUACCGUUGCACCAUCUGUGAUUAUCAUCUCCACGCAGUGUGCGCUAAGAACAUGGUGAAUGGACUUCGAGCCAAUGGGCUCAAAGGCAUCGAAAAGGCGAGCAUGAUAGGGACUGCAGCCAAGGUUGCUUCUCAAGUGGUGAAGGAAUUCAUUGGAGGGCUCAUUGAAGGGCUUGGAGAAGGGGUUGGACAAGUCCUGAUUCAAUCUGCUGCUAGGGGAUCAAGGUGCCACAUUAAUAGCUCACCUAGAAUUGCAUAAAACGUUUCUUAAGUUAUAUAUAUAUAUAUAUAUAUAUAUAUAUGUACAUGUUUUGUUGUAUAAGCUAUCAUAUAUGUUCAAUAUUUUUUGUUUGUUUGUUUAACAGUUGAUGGAAGCUCUGAGUUAUAGUUUGCAGAUGGGAAAGUGUUGCAGCAAUUGGUUUAUACAUAUAUAUCACUGAUUGAUUCCGUCAAGUAUUAUUAUUACGAUUAAAUGAUAGUAUAUGGUUUCUGUAAAUUAUUUUUUAUUCCAAUAUAAUUAAUGAAAUUGAACCCAACAUUCUAGAGUUUUUAGUC